This is a messenger RNA of Ascoidea rubescens DSM 1968, 882 nucleotides long. It is a transcript of the gene YNK1, whose product is annotated as nucleoside diphosphate kinase. The record is from RefSeq and is a predicted model, not a curated record. Gene Ontology annotation, biological process: GTP biosynthetic process; CTP biosynthetic process; UTP biosynthetic process. Bases 118 to 573 code for a protein of 151 amino acids. The transcript has a single exon. Lineage: Eukaryota; Fungi; Ascomycota; Saccharomycetes; Ascoideales; Ascoideaceae. Gene Ontology annotation, molecular function: nucleoside diphosphate kinase activity.
CUCAAAGUAUAUAUUUUCAUCCUUCCACUUUUAUUCACCUCCAUACAGAAGACUUUAAGAUUGUUCAACUAUAUUAUAUCUUGCGCAACAACUCAAUUCCCAUCCAAAGUAUCAACAAUGUCUGAAGAAAGAACUUUUAUUGCUAUUAAACCAGAUGGUGUUCAAAGAGGUUUAAUCUCUAACAUCUUGGGCAGAUUCGAAAACAGAGGUUACAAGUUAGUCGGUAUCAAAUUAGUCCAACCAACUGAAUCUUUAUUAAAGACUCAUUACAGUGACUUGACUGAAAAACCAUUUUUCCCAAAAUUGUUAUCCUACAUGUUAUCUGGUCCUGUCUUAGCUACUGUCUGGGAAGGUAAAGAUGUUGUCAAACAAGGUAGAGCUAUUUUAGGUGCCACCAACCCAUUAAACUCUGCUCCAGGUACCAUCAGAGGUGAUUUUGCCAUCGACAUGGGUAGAAACGUUUGUCAUGGCUCCGAUUCUGUUCCUUCUGCUGACAAAGAAAUCUCUUUAUGGUUCAAAAAAGAAGAGUUAGUUGACUAUCAAUCUCACUCAUUCAACUGGAUCUACGAGUAAAUUAUAUUUAAAUAUAUUUACAACUCAAUUGUUAUUCUCAAUUAUUUGUCUCAAGUUCCUGAUUUCAGACUAAUAAUUAUACAUUUAUUUAGUAACUUAUAUUUUCACAUUUACAAUUCUCUUUAAAUAUCAUAACCUUUAGUGUCUAUUCCAAUUGAAAAAAUUUUCAUUUGUAGAACUGCAACUUUUUUUCAAACAGUAAAAUUCAAAUUGGUUCAUUCUCUCGUUCUCAGUCCCUGUGAAAUUGUAAUUUUUCAUUUUUUUUUAUUACAAACUUUGUUUGGUCCAUUUUUAAAUAUACUGAAAUUG